CCUUGUGGAAUCCAGUGUUUCGCACAGAUUACCUUAUAUUUUAGUAUUGUAUUUUAUAAACUUUGUUUUCUGUAAGUUGGUAGUGAAAGCUCAAGUUUAGAAUUUUGUUGGAAACUGGGAAUAUACUUUACUCUUUGACUAAUUGUCACUGUCAUUGUCAAAAACACGCUGGACAGUCUUUUUGAGUGGUGUUUCUGUGUUUGAUAUUCCAUUUUACUUCGCUGUGUAGUUUAUUAUUCCACGACAGUAAUUGUGAAUAAUAGCUAUUAAUUAAGUAAAUAAUCACAAAUAUUUCACUGACCUUUUAAUAAAAAUGGCACGCGGCAAGGAUAAGAAAAAGCGUAAAUUAGAAAAAAAGCAGGAAGGCGAUGAUGUACCCAAGAAAAUUCCGCAUACCCUGGAAUCCCUUAGGGAGAAAGAUGAGACUAUGUUGGCAAAUACCGAGGCAGAAGAGCAAGAAGAGGCACAAAAGGACUUGGAGCUAGAUGAUCUGUCAUCAUAUUAUGAAAAUACAUAUGAACCCAAAGUCCUGAUCACUUACUCAGAUAAUCCACAUAGCAAAACUAGGAUAUUUGGCAAGGAACUUGCUCGAAUGAUUCCAAAUUCUAUCUCUAGGUAUCGGCAAAGGUCUUCAGUAAAACGCAUUGUUCAAUCUGGUAUUAGAGAAGGAAUUUCAGAUGUUAUAAUAAUAAAUGAAAACCAGAAGCAGCCUAAUGGUUUCCUUUUGAUACAUUUGCCUGAUGGGCCUACUGCACACUUCAGACUGUCUAGUUGCAAAAUAACACCAGAGUUGAAAAAAGAUCAUAAAGAAAUAACCACUCACAGACCAGAGGUCGUUUUGAACAACUUUAGCACACGUUUGGGUAUGACAGUGGGGCGUAUGCUGGGUGCUUUGUUUCACUACGAGCCUCAAUUUCGUGGACGUCGUGUCGUCACUUUCCACAACCAGCGAGACUACAUAUUUUUUAGGCAUCAUCGGUAUGAAUUCACUAAAGACGGCAAGCGUGCCAAACUGUUGGAGCUGGGUCCGCGGUUUACCUUGAAGCUAAUGUCGUUACAGCAAGGCACCUUCGAUUCUAAACACGGGGACUACGAAUGGAUCAUCGCUGGUCGACGCCACCAACUCGAGACGUCCAGGAGGAAAUUCUUCUUAUAGUAGAAAUAAAUAUAAGUUAUCUAUCUCAAGUUUUAUUACUAGCGUUUAUCUCCUGUUUGAGCUUACUUUAAAUUCAAGUGUAUAGUAAAGAAACAAUAUUUUUGAAAAUAAAAUACUUGUAAUUUAUUAUCACUUCCUUGAGACUGACAGC
Messenger RNA from Diatraea saccharalis (sugarcane borer), 1307 nucleotides. The record is from the annotation of a GenBank genome assembly. Lineage: Eukaryota; Metazoa; Arthropoda; Insecta; Lepidoptera; Crambidae.